This is a messenger RNA of Mangifera indica (mango), 1368 nucleotides long. Its product is annotated as TMV resistance protein N-like. The transcript is spliced from 3 exons. Gene Ontology annotation, biological process: signal transduction. The record is from RefSeq and is a predicted model, not a curated record. Bases 341 to 1066 code for a protein of 241 amino acids. Lineage: Eukaryota; Viridiplantae; Streptophyta; Magnoliopsida; Sapindales; Anacardiaceae.
CAUAUUGCCAAUUGACCAACAUGGGAAUAUAAAAUCUCCAUCGAUAAAGAUUAAGAUUUUGGUUUGUGUCUAACUGUUCAUGGGCUUUGAGGUUAUCUCUAAAAUAUCAGGGGCUUCCAGGUGAUUUAGCUUUCCUCCAAAUGAGAAGAGACGGUUCACUGGUUCCGAAGCUGAAACCGUCCGAGUUCUUUCAAUAUACAGUACAGGAAAAUCCUCUGCCUUCCCGAUCUCGUUUUAGUUUUACACAGAAACUUUCGUUGAGGAUCGGCUUAAAGUUCAUCCUCAGGCAAAAUCUUUUUCAGAGAGUUGCUAUUGGGUUGAAGUCAAUUAGAAGUUCACCAUGAGCAUUCAAAGAGUCUCUUCUUAUGGAUCUUCUUCCUCCUCUGAUUGGAAAUAUGACGUCUUCAUAAGUUUCAGAGGUGAAGACACUCGAAAGAAUUUCACAGGUCAUCUCUAUACCGCUUUAACUCGAGAAGGAAUUAACGUAUUUCUGGAUGACAAAGAACUUGAGAUAGGAAAACCCAUUUCAUCAGAACUCCUUGAUGCUAUCAAAAAAUCAAGAAUUUCAAUAGUUGUUUUGUCAAGAAAUUAUGCUUCGUCUUCUUGGUGCUUGGGAGAACUUGUUAAGAUUGUUGAAUGUAAAAAUUCAUUGGGACAAAUGGUGAUUCCAAUAAUCUACGAUGUGGAUCUAUCGAUGGAACGAGAACAGAAAGGAAAUUUUGAGGAAGCACUUACAAAGCAUGAAGAAACUUUUAGGGAGGACAUAGAAAAGGUGGAAACAUGGAGGAACGCUCUAAUUGAGGUGAUUAAUCACCCCGGAUGGGAAUUGAAAAAUAGGUAUGAGGCAGAUUUGAUUAAAGACGUUGUUAAACAAGUAAAAAGAAAGUUAAGUGUUUCUGCUUCAAGAUUGACGAAUCUGAGGAAAGUAAUGGUUGGAGUGAGUUCAUGUUUAGAGCAGCUACGAAUACAGGCAGCAGAGAUGAUACCAGCACCAAGGUUUCAACGGGGGCAAACUCUGAUAGCCCCUUUGGUUUUUUUUUUUUCCUUAGGAGGCUGGUAUUUAUAGACAAAAAUUGGCGUUCUUACUGCUGAAGAUAAUUUCGUUGACCACUGUUUCAGCUUUGAUUCAUUGGCUGCCGUCACAAUUGAUGAGGUUUCCUGGAAUUUGAGUUUCAACCUUCUCAUCACUAUUAAAAUUUUCUCUUCAUUUUAAGUAUUACGUGCAAAUAUCAUUUUACUUGGUUUUGUAUGAUUGAAUUUUUAUUUUUAAUUUAAUAUUACAUAAUUAUAUGGUGAACAUUCAUUCCAUAUAAAAAAAUGUUAUAAAACACCCAUUCUAUGUAUGUAUUGGAUAGAUGUUUCAUACUA